GCACAUAUUGCUUCCACGUCAGAAAGUUUUCUGCACAAAAUCAAAGGGACGAGAAAGCUAUGCAGCAACAAUUCGAGGCCGUGUCCAUGACUGGCGGUCAUGGCACAAACAGCUAUGCUAAUAAUUCCUUGCUUCAGAGAGACGGGGCGAAUCUAGUGAAGACGAUGAUAGAAGAAGCUGUAGCUGAAAAGCUUGAAAUUGAUACGUUCCCUUCAGUUGGGACAUUUAACAUAACAGACUUAGGCUGUUCUGUUGGACCCAACACUUUCUUAGCGGUGCAAACGAUUGUAAAAGCUCUAGAGCACAAAUGUGCAUCGUUAGGCCUUAGUUCUUGUAUGCCUGAAUUUCAAGUGUUCUUUAGCGAUCACUCAUCCAACGAUUUCAACACCCUCUUUGCAUCCCUCCCUCCAAAUAGGCCAUACUUCGCCACAGGCGUUCCUGGGUCAUUCUAUGGCAGACUGUUUCCCAAGGCCUCUCUGCAUUUUGCCUACUCUUCUUAUGCACUUCAUUGGCUCUCUAAGGUGCCAAAAGAGGUGCUAGAUAGAAAUUCUCCGGCAUGGAAUAAGGGACGGGUUAUUUGUUUGGGAGGGCCUAGGGAGGUUUUUGAGGCUUUUUCAAGGCAUUUUGGAAGGGAUGUCGAGGCCUUCCUCAGCGCGAGAGCACAAGAGAUGGUGAGUGGAGGGAUAAUGGGUCUUAUAAUUCUUGGCAGGGAUGAUAAAGUUGCUGAAGCUAAAUCUCCCAUUGGUGUGAUCGGUGGUGUGUUAGGAUCUGUGCUCAUGGAUAUGGCAGCUAAGGGUACAAUUGAGGAAGCCAAAGUAGACUCCUUCAACUUACCAAUAUUUACCCCUACUGCCAAAGAGUAUCAAAAGCUGGUUGAAAGCAAUGGAUAUUUCAGCAUUGAGAAAUUAGAACUUGUACGAGAUGAUUCUGACCGCAGUAGCGACGUGGCUAUAGACCCGAAGAUGUUGGCAAUGCACGGAAGGGCAGCGACAGAAGACAUGGUCAGAAAGCAUUUUGGCCACGAAGUUGUUGAUGAGGUUUACCAAAGAGGCGAGAAAAAGAUCAUGGAGAAUUCCCACUUGUUUAAGAAUGCAAAUGUCCUGUUGCCAUCCUUAUUCGUCAUUCUCAAGCGGAAAGCAGAUCCUCAAAUUGCAUGAUGCUUGCAUUUUAUCUAUUGCAAAUGAACGGUGUCGUUAGCUAUAUAUCUAAAGCUUAGCUUAUCUUCUCAAGAAGUAUUCUUGGGAAUUUUAAUAAGGUGUCUUAGGGUUUGAUCCUUCUCUUAAA
Magnolia sinica is the source of this 1284-nucleotide messenger RNA. Its product is annotated as loganic acid O-methyltransferase-like. Gene Ontology annotation, biological process: methylation. Gene Ontology annotation, molecular function: S-adenosylmethionine-dependent methyltransferase activity. The transcript has 3 exons. Lineage: Eukaryota; Viridiplantae; Streptophyta; Magnoliopsida; Magnoliales; Magnoliaceae. The record is from RefSeq and is a predicted model, not a curated record. Bases 60 to 1157 code for a protein of 365 amino acids.